Lampris incognitus (smalleye Pacific opah) is the source of this 833-nucleotide messenger RNA. RefSeq names its product ss18, like 2 (gene ss18l2). The transcript is spliced from 5 exons. Gene Ontology annotation, cellular component: nucleus. NCBI's taxonomy places the organism in Eukaryota, Metazoa, Chordata, Actinopteri, Lampriformes, Lampridae. Gene Ontology annotation, molecular function: transcription coactivator activity. Bases 71 to 361 code for a protein of 96 amino acids. The record is from RefSeq and is a predicted model, not a curated record. Gene Ontology annotation, biological process: positive regulation of transcription by RNA polymerase II.
AAGACUCGUCUCUGUUUAGGCUACCCGGCGGUCAGAUCAUGCUAGCGGUUACACGCUGUGAACAGCUAAAAUGUCCAUAGUUUUUGUACCAAAACGACAACGAGGACGUGCAAAGAUUAACCAACAAACCGUACAAUGGUUGCUGGAUGAAAACGACCAGUUAAUCAGAUGUAUCGCCGAAUACAUGCAGAAAGGAAGAGCAACGGAGUGUGUACAAUACCAACAGAUCCUGCACCGCAACAUUGUUUAUCUGGCAACCAUAGCAGACGCUAGCCCCGAUAUGAUGCUGACAUCUUCAAAUUCCAAUAAUCCCGAGGGAGAAGCAGCGUCGACCACAGCUGUAGAGAAACGGUCUGGUUGAUGACACUGAUUUCUGCCACCAGCCACCCAGCACAUGGUCUGUUCUCCCUCCUUCACUCAGGACAACGCUUACAGAGCAUCGGAGUUCGGACCAGCCACCUCAAAGACUGUUUUUACCCCCAGACUGUCAGAAAAAUUAACAGUAGGCGCCUUACAUAACUUUCGUUAUUAUUUUGUGGGAUUUCUGGUUUAUUUAUUGUUUUUAUUGUUAUUUCCUUAUAUAUAGUGUUAAUGGGUGAGAGGGCCAGGGCACAUGUAUUUCAUUGCAUUGGAAGGUACAUUGUACUUUUAUAUGUAUAUGACGAGGUGAAACUGAACUUGCUUAUGUCGGUUUGAGUUAAACCUAAGAAACGUUUUAACUGUUGCUUUCAGACCAUGCAAAGGGAUUUAUUAAAGACUGUUGAGUGAAAAAGGAAAGUUUAUUUGAUGCCUGUGCUGUUAAGAGUUUGUAGCUUUCUCAAUAAAUACUGUAA